GCGGCAGCUAGCAAACAGGCGGCUGCAACUAGCCGACGACAACGAAGGGAAGACCGCGGCUUCCUACUGAGUGAGCGGCGACGGACGAGGGGACGGACUUACGGACGGAGCAACGAGUGUCCGCAAACGCAAGUAAGUUCGUUCGCCUAAACAACGACGGCCCAGUCAGUAGUAGGUCGCAGGCCGCGCUGAGCUGCCAUCUAAAGCCGAGCUGGCCAAGCUAGUUGUCGCUGUUGCCGUUUAGGUCCAUCACUGAGACAGAAACCGCCGACCUGUCCCAUAGCUCCAAUGUUCCACAAAUAUAGCCGCUAUUGUCGUUAUCCUUAUUACUACUGUGUUCAUGCCAUUACUAGCAUUAUCAAUGGAGUUCUUCUAUGUCGAGGAUGAGUACAACUAAUGGAAGCACUGAUGUAACAACAGGUGCUAAUGAUUUAAUAAUCUACCACUGAUGAUUCACCAGCUCUGGCUUCAGCUGUUUUAUUCCACACGUCGUUUUUCCUGAGCAACAUUUUACUUUGUCUACGAUUCGUUCAAUGAAGAAGAACGAAUAGUUUGGCGGCAUCAGCCGAACGUACUUGAUGAUGCCGAUAAUGGCAAGCGGCGCCUGUAAAAGUGAAAAACACAUACAGGUACAGUAGCUGUUGCUUCUGAUGCUGAUGCCGUAACAAUAAACUCUACCACUGUGGCCAUCGCCAGCGAAACGGUCAUCACGGCCUUUUUGUCCAACAUCGACUAGGGCCUUAUAGAGGCAGCAAAAAGGAGUGGGGCUACCAACACAGUCAGUGCCAGCAUCGUCGAACUGGAAAGCGAAGCACGUAACAACGUUCGCCCUACGUAUACAACAGCAGCAGGAAAACUGCCACAAUAACAACAAACAAUCAAGCAAGUGGAAUCGCUUAAUUCGUUAGUGAAUGAUACGUUCCAACUGGAUUAAUCGUGUGAAAGAGAUAUAUCUCCAAAGCAACGAACGCAACCCGCCCCAGUGAUAGGUUCACUAUAUUGUAUGUUAGUGCUUUCUUGUUUGCUGGUGGCUGGCUGUGGAAAUCAUCUGUGGUAGUACUGUGCUACGACGUGUAUUCACGCAUCUGUGCUUGUGUGUAGGACACGUAUCUCUUUUGUUAUUUCUGUAGGUGAACGCCAAGCACAACGUAAACCUGGGUUCGUGGGAACACUACCACCUUAGCGCGUUGUCUGUAUUGUAUUGUAUUGUUUAUUGGUAUCAAGCUAGGGUCGGUAAACUGUAUUAUAUUGAACAUAGUUAUCCUAAUAGGUUGGGUGACCGAAAACCUGAGAGGGUUGUUGCAGGCGGGUUCAUUUAACCUCAAAUCGACGCCUCGAAAUUGUUGGAAAGCGUUUUAAGUCAUUGUAAGUAGACUGUUUCGCGUAGCGAACACCGCUUUUGCCGUGUCUCUGGAUUAGACACAGGAAACGCUUACUCUAUUUCGAUUUCCUUCAGCAGCCGUCGCCUGUUGCCGUUACAAUUGCUACUACUGAGUGCUCUAAUUUAGACUGCUAUUACCGACCAGUAUAUCAGCAUCAGCAGACGCGUCAUUGACGUUACGCUGGGUGCUGCUUCGUCACUACGAUCACGAUUCAAUUGUACACUCGACGACGUUCCGAGCUCGAGGGAAGUGGGACGACGUGCCCGAUUCGUACGGCUAUUACAAUCAAUAUUUUUCCAGUGCAGUGCUUUCAGUGUGGAGAAGGAACAAGACACAAAAGUCACUCCUUUAGCUGCCGAACGAAUGCCACACUUACGAGACGGAUCGUCGACAAUUCCAACGAUCAGCAGGAGAUAAAAUAAGAGAUUUCUACUGUUCGACGAGUAGAAGCCGGCUUGCGGAAUCAACCCGUCUAUGCGCGAAAUCAUGUUAUCCUCCCCAUGUCGAGUACAAGUUAGAUCUCAUGCGUAACGUCGAGAUAGUGGUCUUUCUGGAGUGGAGUUUUUCUUAAAAAGUCAAUUAGAAUACAUAAUAUCGAUUGCUAUCAGCGGGGAGGAGGAGAAGAAGAAGAAGAAGAAGAAGAACGGAACAUGAACUGCGGUGAUAAGCUGCGAUAAAUCCAAUGGUAGUUUACGUUAAUGAAUAGCGCCCUAUUAUAACUGUACCGUUACUUCCGUUACCGGCAGAAUAAUAGCUCCAUUAUCAGGUUUGUCACGACAACAAACAGCAGUGAGAUGGUUUCUCGCCACCCCCUCCGCUGAUCGCGCCACAGUUCUCUCGUAGCCAAUAACAGUCACAGUAAAGUAGAGUUUCGAGCUACCUGACGCUAAGCGUUGCCAAAUCACCACUUACAACAUGAACAUGGGUAGCGCUUUAGCAAUAAUUGUAGCCACCUGUAGCCCGCUCGGGAUGCUGGACAAUGGCAAAACAGAAAUAACAAUAAAAAUCGCAACGCUGAUAAACUAGGUACGGUCGCCAGGAGUGAGGACAGACAGCAUCACAUGUUGGCCUAUCCAGAAGCAACAAACGACCCGCGACCGCUGCAACGAAAAUAAACUUAGAAGAAGCGGCGGCUGUCGGCAGGCGCUAGUAAGCUAGAUAAAUAGUAGUAAUGUUAUGAGUAGAACUAGCAGUGAAAAAAACGUGGCUGGCUAUCGGUAGUGGCGUCAAAUAUCUGCUGGUUCACGAAGAUAAAAUAAGUUACUAAGUAAAUUUUCACACUCAUAAAAAUCUAUAAUUAUACAAUACGUCAACAAAGUGCCCCAAGUGACGCUGGUCGUCUUAGCCUGCGUGCCCGGUCUAAUCCAAAGUUUCGUAUCACACAGUCGCAAGUAGUGGCAAUGACAACGACAUCUAGUACCGCAUGAGGCAACGGCGCGCUUCGUACGCUGCUAAGUAAAUAUUUAGGUAGCCGAUGCAGUAACAGUGUUAGAAGCGAUGUUAGUUAGCCAAUACGGCAGUGCAGUAGAACGGCAGUGCAGUAGAGUCCUAGCGCAGUGUCAGACCGUUAAGGUGACGACCCUGAGCAUUUAAAAGGCGGCAUCCCUGGACAGCGGCUCAGUACCCAAGAUUGCCCUUGGGCGAAAAUCUCUUUCUCAAUUUGCUGCUGUUUGCCUACGUACCCGAAUGAAAGGAGAGACUACUAUCAACUCUGUCAUCGCUCAAUAGGACAAACACGGCAACGCUGAUUAGUCCCGUGUUUCAGAUUCUGCACGCGACGGGGCUUACGCUGUCUGUGCCAUCGUUCCGCUGCUCAGAGAGUGCAAUCUGCUGUCAAUCGCGUGGCGAUUGUUCGUAUGAAAUCGUGUUCAUUCCGUCAAAGCGUAGUAGCUUUUUCGCCCUUUUUAAGUCAUAGACCAGAGCUAGAAAACACAAUGGAGAAAGAAUUUAUGCCACGUGCGCUGGGUAUGCCCAGCCAUCAUCAACGAAGGGCCACUACUUCGAAGUUGAUUUAGUUAAAUCAAGUAAUCUAUCAGCAGCCAGAGGUCGACAACGGAAUAAACGAACUAUAGAAAAGACACUUCUAGACCAAGGCAAUAACGAAGGAAGCAUAGUGAUUUCGUCGAGUUAGAUUUGCAUUUUGAGGACUGCAAACGUGUAGCAUUUGGGCUUAUGAUUUUCCACACGGUGUCAGUGGAGUGUUAAUGUUUCGACCUAACACGCGUUCCAGGACAGCGCAGGACCUUAUAGAUAGAGCCUUGUAAGCUGAGCUACCGUCAAGUCAAUCACAACAACAUAGUAGUGGGCGUAUUCCGAGACCGUGGUUCGCUUUGCGGCAAGCUCAUAUUAAAAGGAUGCUUACAAUGUCAAUAGAAAUAUCGACAACCUAUCGCUAGUGAGAAUCGAAGGUAUAUCAGGACAAAAUUCGGCUAGUGAGUAAUUGUUAUUUAGACCCCCUGACGAUGAAGGAAAGAGGAGACAGCGAGCAUUUUCGCUACUACGAAUCGAGGCAUAUGUAGGCCGUAACGCUGAACCACCAUUUGUCAUAGCAAGGGCAGGACAAACGGCGGAGUAGACAAAAAAAAACGCAGAUCGAAGAAAACGAAAACGUCAAAUAGGUGGUGUUUUCGUAACAGAUAACAGCGACGACGCAAGAAGGAGAGGAAAUCAGGAGCGUAAAAUUUCUAUCACGCACAUACAGACAUACCGAAAAAUUUCCAGUCUGCUUGUUUCUUAUUUACUGUGUAUAACUUAAUUGCGGUGAACGAACUUGGUACUUUGCGGGAGAACGUGUUGACUAUAACUAAUUAAACUGACGCGAGGUCAUUCGUUUUCCUCAAGUGCCUUUCCGCUGUUGCGGUGGAAACUUUUCUCCGCAAAGGGCUCUUUCCUCAAAGAGAAAAUUUUAGCUAUUCCCGCGAUCAAUUAUCUGGUCAGCCACUCCUCGUGCAAAGCAGUAUUCCGAAGGGCAUAAACGCAAAUUCAAAAAUAUCAUGGUCCGGAACAGGAACUGCAAAUAGUCAAUUGCAAAUCAAACACACCAACCUAACGGCCCUUCCCGUAUUAGUAUCCAUUCCAUUAGUACGCUGUUAGCUGUCCUAGACAGAAAACAGGAACGCUUCUGCGCCACAUACGAGCUGAGAGAAUCAAAUAAAUCAAGCGAGAUCUGUGCGUUUUGUUACGCGUCGCGCUACCGAGUAGUCCCAAGAGCAAAGGCAAGCUAAAAGAGCAGGCUCAAACAGCCAAACCGCCGGCGACAGAAACAGUGGACAGGUACGACCAGGCGACACUGAUAAGGACGUCGAAAAGCAACACUUCAGAGAAGUUUUUAAUUCACACUAUCCUAUAAACUAAACACACUGUCCUAUUUAGUGUUCGCGAAAAUGUAUGGUUAGGUUGCGUACUGUUUCCGCGUGGCGGUGUGCGCGUGCCAUAGCAUUACCACGAAUCCUGAUACUACAUAUUUCUACUGCUACGAAUCGAAGUUUUUGAUCGCGCAGGUCGUUCCUCGUUCGUCUUUCUGCUUCUUCUUCAAGUAAUCAUCAUAGUAAAGUUUCGUCGGUGUCGCUACCACUAGCGCGGCCACAGUUGCCAUUAUUCACUCAAUUAGUUGCUGGUCAUUGCGAGAGUAGCGGCCGAAGAGGCCCGUGAGGAGGCUGUUCGACGCUGCCGCCUGAGAAAAACUAGGCAACGUCAGCGCCACCGUCGGUGCCGUCAUGUUGGAACCCUCAUCGUCUGAAGAUGAGGAAGGGGACGAGGGAACCGUCGAAGAUGUCUCCGAGCCGCCCACGGUUCGGGUGUCAUCUUCGGUGACGACGCUUGAGUUCCCGUCAUCAGGCAUUACUACCCGCUCGAUAUCCCCAGCAGCCACCGAGUCCGUGUCGUCGGUCUCACUGGCAGCCAGCGGAUUGCCCGCAAUUAUCCAACAAAGAUCCAACAGCUUACGGCCCACAAGUCCCGCGCCCAUUACGCUACUUCAGGAACAGGUUAAAGCCCCGCAAAACCAAUCGUCGCAGGCCCAUCAACAAGGUCAAGCUGCCGUUCAGCCUGGUAGCCAACCUCCAUCGAGCGAAGAGACGGGAGUGGACUUAAUGCCGCAGAACGAGGAGGAGGAGCGCCGCAAGAGACUCCAGCUGUACGUGUUCAUCCUGCGAUGCGUGGCGUACCCGUUCAACGCGAAACAACCAAACGAUAUGUCGCGGCGGCAGAUGAAAGUCACAAAAGAACAGCUCGAGACACUUCAGAAACGAUUUCAGGCCUUUCUUAAGGGCGAGACGACGAUUGCUGCGGAUGAAGCCUUCCAGAACGCUGUACAGAGUUACACUGAGGUGUUUCUCAAGAGUGACCGAGUAGCUAUAAUGGUUGUGAGCAGGGCCUGCUCUCAACAUGACUUCAGAGAAGUUUUCCGAAAUAAUAUCGAGAAAAGAGUUAGGUCGCUUCCAGAAAUCGAUGGUCUUAGCAAAGAAACGGUGUUGACAUCGUGGAUGACGAAGUUCGAUGCCAUCUUUCGCGGAGACGAAGAUUCCCGAAAGGCUCAAAGUCGAUUGCAGCAGCAGAAUUUAGCUGCUGAAAUGGUCCUCAGUAAGGAACAACUAUACGACAUGUUUCAGAAUAUUUUGAAUAUUAAGAAGUUUGAGCAUCAGCUUUUGUACAAUGCCUUACAGCUUGACUCCGCAGAUGAACAGGCUGCAGCGAUUCGGCGGGAGCUCGAUGGAAAAGUUCAAAAAAUUAAUGAACUUGAAAAGAAUCGCAAAUUGCUGCCAAAGUUUGUAGUAAAGGAGAUGGAAUUACUGUUCAUCGAGGAGAUGCGAAGUUCGAUAAACCAAUUAAUGGCUAACCUAGAGGGGCUACCCGUCACGAAGGGUAGUGCAGAUUCUAAAUACGGCUUGCAGAAGCUUCGACGCUACAAUCAUAGUACCUAUAUCAUUAUGCUGUGCAAAGAAGAAUACCUAGGUGAACCUGCACAAAAUGUUCAGAGGCUACAGCGGGGUCUCCGCCUUCUCUUUCUUGGCUUCUGUAAGCUCACAGACCACGCUAAACAGGAUGACUUCACAACCUUUUUUGAGCAGCAAGCGGCCAUGGCACGUUCCACCGUCCAACAACCGAGAAGGCGCCUAGUUCAAGCUGAGCAGCUGCAAGCAGUCAACUUCUACAAAUUCACCAUCAAGAUCGCAUCGUUGAAACAAAGCGAUAAGCUGACAUCACCAACAUAUAAUGAUAAGCUGCAAUUAAGAGAUUCGGUACCAGCUCAGCAAUGUCAAAACAAUAAUUUGAGUCGUCCUCAGAAUCAUUUUGCGGUAUCUCACCCAUCACAAGGAAUCGUUCGAACUGAAGGCGUUAGACGGGCAGAAACGGGAGGCGUCAAAGGUGGUGCUACCCACGGAAGUGCAUUGCGGGGGGUUCGGUCACAGGAGUAG
This is a messenger RNA of Varroa destructor (honeybee mite), 6799 nucleotides long. Its product is annotated as calcium-dependent secretion activator-like. Lineage: Eukaryota; Metazoa; Arthropoda; Arachnida; Mesostigmata; Varroidae. Gene Ontology annotation, biological process: synaptic vesicle exocytosis; dense core granule exocytosis. The record is from RefSeq and is a predicted model, not a curated record.